AUGGAAGGAAACUCAAGUUUAUGGAAGAACCUAAUCAAUGAACACCCUGUCUGCACCAUCUGGAAGCAGGAGGCUGAAGGAGCCGUCUAUCAUCUGGCCAGUGUUUUAUUUGUAGUAGGUUUCAUGGGUGGCAGUGGAUUCUUUGGGCUUCUUUAUGUCUUCAGUUUGCUGGGAUUGGGCUUUCUCUGUUCUGCUAUCUGGGCUUGGGUGGAUGUCUGUGCAGCCGACAUAUUUUCCUGGAAUUUUAUACUGUUUGUCAUCUGCUUCAUACGGUUUGUUCACAUUGCCUAUCAAGUCCACAGCAUAACCUUUGCCCGAGAAUUUCAGCUGUUGUACAGCUCCCUCUUCCAGCCUCUGGGGACCUCUUUGCCCGACUUCAGAACUAUUGCUAUGAGCUCAGAAGUGGUUACUCUGGAAAAGGAGCACUGCUAUGCCAUGCAGGGGAAAACCUCCAUUGACAAACUCUCCUUGCUUGUCUCAGGAAGGAUCAGAGUGACAGUUGAUGGAGAAUUUCUGCAUUACAUUUUCCCCUUCCAGUUCCUGGAUUCUCCUGAAUGGGACUCACUGAAACCCACAGAGGAAGGCACUUUUCAGGUAACCCUCACAGCAGAAACUGAUUGUCGAUAUGUGUCUUGGAGGAGAAAGAAAUUAUACUUGCUCUUGGCUCAGCAUCGGUAUAUCUCCCGCCUGUUUUCGGUUUUAAUUGGCAGUGACAUUGCAGAUAAACUCUAUGCCUUGAAUGACAGGGUAUACAUAGGAAAAAGAUACCAUUAUGAUAUUCGGUUACCCAACUUCCUUCAAAUGUCAAGUCCUGAAAUGUCCAAGUCAUCCCUGACAGAACAUUUUCAGAAUUCCAGACGAUAUUGUGAUAAAUGA
Rangifer tarandus platyrhynchus (Svalbard reindeer) is the source of this 876-nucleotide messenger RNA. NCBI's taxonomy places the organism in Eukaryota, Metazoa, Chordata, Mammalia, Artiodactyla, Cervidae. The record is from the annotation of a GenBank genome assembly.